This is a messenger RNA of Trichogramma pretiosum, 3390 nucleotides long. RefSeq lists its product as uncharacterized. Lineage: Eukaryota; Metazoa; Arthropoda; Insecta; Hymenoptera; Trichogrammatidae. The transcript has 10 exons. The coding region runs from base 1 to 2826 and encodes 941 amino acids. The record is from RefSeq and is a predicted model, not a curated record.
AUGCCUCGGGCUGUCGGGGGCCUGCGAGCCGCCCUGACCGCCACCGCCGCCGCCGCUGCUAAUAAUUUCAACCUCGCGCUCGUGCUGCUGCUCACGGCGACCAGGGCCGCUUUACCCCCUGGCGCAGAGGACGAGAUCGUGGUUAUUGAACACUUGCCAGGCCGACGGGUGCACCUGCAGGACUUCUUCUGGACGGGCGCCGAGGACGCACCACCCUGGCUCGAUCCGGAGAACACCCUGACGCUGUAUCAGACGCACACAGUCCACCACACGGCGACCGUCUACGUGCCCGAGGAGCCGUCGAAAGUCAGCGUCGGUGGUGGUGCCGGCGCUGGAGUCGAUCAGCAGGGGGCCACGAGGCCCAUCGACUGCGCCUCGUGCAUCGACCCGACCCCGACCAUAUUCAACGAGGUUGAUCAAAAUGUCGGUGUUCUCGUCAGCGAGGAUCCUGGCCAGAGGUAUUGGCUGUUAACCGUACUGGAGGAAGGCGAGGACGUGCCAUCGAAAAUCGAGCUGCGGCUCGCUCGACUGUACAAGGCGGCCUUUACGAGACAGCAGCAGAAACACUUGGGUCUGCUGCCCGACAGUCGUAACAGAAAGGCUAAUCCCAAGCGUCACAUUUUCUUCGACGAAUUGCCUACGUUACCACCGCCUACGACGGCGUCUAAUGGUGACGAAAAUUCGGAAAAUGAGACGAACUCGACGACGAUGCCGACCACUACGACGACUACGACGACGAUUGUAGCGCAUCACCAGUGGAAGACUUCGCACCUGUUGCACAUGCGCUCGGUGCCGAUGCGCAAGAGCAAACGCACCAUUCCCAUAAUCGAGGCGCGAGAUUUCGAGGAACUGGCCCUGAAUCCCGUCGUCAUAAUGUCCAACGAGACGGCCUCGAGGCAGAUGCGCGCCUCCUCCUCGUCGGCCGUCGACGUCGGCCUCGUGCAGGUGCGCAUGCAGAACACGUCGCGCCUGGAGAGCGGCGCGACCAAGCUCAUCUACACGGUGCAUCUGGGCGGCAAGCCGGUGCCGGCCGAGACAGCGGCCAAGGACAUGGCCCUGCUGUCGCCGCAAGAGGUCGCCCUCGAGCUCGGCACUCCGGUGCUCAUAUCCAGCGAACCAUUUCUAAAGGAGUCGCGUCCGAUGGCCCUGUCGCGUCAACGGGACGUCUGGGUGCUGAUCGGGGCCGCGAGCGCCGCCUUCUUCCUGCUGGCCGUGCUCCUCGCGGGCCUGUUCAUCUACACGAAGCGCAAACGGACCCAGAGCGCCGUCAACAACGGCAGCAGCCGCAGCAACGGCCGAGCGGCACUGACGCGCUCGCACAAGGACGAGGAGACUUACGCGCCCACGACGUCGGGAAUCGACAAUACCGCCUACACCUCGGAGACCGACGGCAGGACGGAAGUGACGAGUGUACACGUCAGACGAGCGACGCCCGGCUCGCAGGACACACUCGAGGCCGCGCGCGAGCUCUACAGCGAGAACGAGCUCGAAAUCGAACGACUCAGGACGGCAUCGACUGCUACCGUCGCUGCUGCUACUGCAACUAGAAGUUACGGCAACGACAUCGUGGACGACGGCGGACAUCGAGUCACGCACUGGGACUCGGCGAGAGAUCGUCAACAAAGAUCGGCUACACAGAAGGGUAUACAAAGACAAACGAGUCAGACGAAAGAGCGAGAAGGCCCGAAGCUGCAGCAGCGUCCUUUUUCCGCGACGGAUUCGAUCGAUUCGAUCGGUGCUCCUCCCGGUCUGGAACGGGUGCAGAGCUUCGAGUCGUUGGAGGGCAAAGGCUUCGGAGAGUCGACCGCAGUGACUGCCGAGGCCACUGGAUCGCCGCACUCGUAUCUGUCCAUGCCGGCCUGCAAACAAUUUCCGAAUAUGCGCAGCGUCGAGCCACUUUCGAAACUCCUCGAGCCAGUUCAGGCGAAAAAUCUGGACGAGAUGCAUUCGCCCGAGAGGAGGGCGAGCAAUUACGAGCCGAACGACGUCGAGGGUUACUUUUCGCGAGCUCAGAGUGAGACGAAAGAUCCCGGAGUUCUGGGACCCAUCGUUUGGGAUUUGAAGAAACGAAGGGCUGCCGUGGACGGCAAUGGCGACCACGCAGCAGUCGGGCCAUCGUCGCCGCUGUCGUCCGAGGCUCGACGCCCACCUGAGGGAACGCUUGGCCGGACGCGUAGGCGCAUCAACGAAUUCAUCGAGGACUCCAUCGGUAUCUUUGGCGCUCGAGACUCGAGGCAGCAGCAACAGCAGCCACAGCAACGGCCACAACAGUUUCGGCACGUCCAACAGCAACAGCACCAGCGAGCGAUCGUCAACGGGGGACGAGGAGUUGUCCCUCAGUCGACGCGAACCACGACAUCAUCGCGUACGCAUUGUCACGCCGUACAGUACACCGAGAGCCGGGGCAAGUCCGCGCACGUAAAUCCAGCAGCUGCAGCAACAGCGGCAGCGGUCGCGAGCAGCAGUCGAGAUUCGAGCCGGCCACGUACUUCUUUGCCCCGGCGAGGAGACGCUGUCGUCGUCGGGGCGGUAGGCGGCCGCCAUCAUCACCAGCAACACCGCAACGCGGGCGCGGGGGCCGCCGCCGCUGCUGCUACUCAUCGUCAAGUGGCCGUCGUCGAUAUCCCGGAGACGGGCCAGCAAGUGGCGCCACACCCGCGAGGCGCCUGGGGCUCAAGACCAUUGAGCGCCGGCCCGUUCCAUCGGCCAAACGUGCCGGAGGUCGAGGUCGACCGGGUGCUCGCCGCCGACGCUCAGCUGAGAGCCGAGGAUCCCGCGAUUCCCCUCAUCGCCGCCAUCAAGAGGGAGCUGGGAAGGUUCUCCUGAGAAUGAGGCGGGUACGUUUGGAUUGACGCGAUGAGAUGCCUUUGAGCAGGAAUUAUAGAGUAUACCUUGAUAGAUUUUAUAAGUAACGCGAUUCAUUUUUUCGGCCAUUCGACGAUUGUUACUAAAUAUCGUUUUUCCAGAUAGUCAAAUUGUAACAUGCACGUAUAAUAUAACUCAUGAUUUUCAAUCAGUUCUUCCAUUUUAGAAAAUACGUUUAUCCAUACAAAACGUGCUGCGUCGUAAAAUCCAUGUAAACUGUAAAUAUUUCAUUUAAAUGCAAAAGUUACUUAUUCAUAUUCCUUUAUAAUGUUUUCCAGUGCAAUAUUCUGCCGUGUUAUUUUCUAAGUUAUUAUAAUCGUAGUAAUUGUAGCUCAUAUUUUGCGAUAAAAUUUUAUGAAAUUGUUAUCAGUUUUUCUGUAAAUAAUAUUGAGACAUGAGUUAUUCAUGAAUCAAAUUGAAUGUUAUGCUUAGGAUCCAAAACUUUUGGUCAAGUAAUUUCAGUUUUACGAUUGUGCAAAAAACUUGUAGUCUUCUUGUAAAUAUGUAAAUGUAAUAUCCCUUUCU